Molecule: messenger RNA, 1335 nt
Organism: Eucalyptus grandis
Lineage: Eukaryota; Viridiplantae; Streptophyta; Magnoliopsida; Myrtales; Myrtaceae
Product: phenylacetaldehyde reductase
Molecular function (GO): oxidoreductase activity, acting on the CH-OH group of donors, NAD or NADP as acceptor
Source: RefSeq, a predicted model, not a curated record
AUGGUGAACGGUGUUUCUGGAGCUCUGCAGCGGAGCAGAGUCGGGGUCUGGACUUGGACAAAGGACGCAAUCUCGGGGUCUCAAAGACGUAAUCCGUCUGUCUCCUGUUGCGACUCGCUCGGCCCUCCGACGCCAAAGGGAAGAGGUUGGAUAUCCACGGAGAAGGAGAUCUGGGAAAAGAAGAAAGAGGAGAUCGAGGAAGCUGAGCGGAUCAAACGAAACAAAGCGGUCACGAUCUUUGACUUGAAUGCAAAUGUUAUAGACCAUCAAGGACCAGUAGAAGAUUCAGCUCCAAGGAUAGGAGAGGAGAGGAAAAUAGACACAACAGAGAAGGUGGUUUGUGUAACCGGAGGGGCUGGUUACGUAGCAUCAUGGCUCAUCAACUUUAUAGCUUCAUAAAGGGGCUAUACAGUCAAAGCGACCAUCCGCGACACCAGUAACAGAUGAUUCACGGAGGCACAACAUCUUCUGGCACUUGAAGGGGCCAAGGAGCUGCAUUUGUUUAAAGCAGAUUUGCUAGAAGAAGGGUCCUUUGACUCGAUAGUCGAUGGGUGGAGCUGUUUUCAUACAGCAUCACCUGUGGUUUUCUCAGCUUCGGAUCCCCAGGCUGAAAUAGUGGAUCCAGCAGUCAGAGGCACCUUAAACGUUCUCAAAUCAUGUGCAAAAGUCCCUUCUAUCAAGCGGGUGGUUGUGACCUCCUCCAUGGCUGCAGUAGUGCUCAAUGGAAAACCUCUGACCUCUGGUGUGGUGGUUGAUGAAACAUGGUUCUCGGAUCCGGUUUUCUGCGAGGAAUCAAGGUAGUAAGAUGCUUUGGUAUAUGCUCUCAAAACCUUGGCGGAGAAGGCUGCUUGGGAAUUUGCUAAAGAGAAGAGGAUCGACCUGGUCGUGAUGAACCCAGGACAUGUGAUUGGCCCUUUGCAGCCUACAGUCAAUCUGUCGGUGGAAUUGAUAUUGAACUUUGUCAACGGAACUAAAGAAUUUCCCAAUGCAUCCUACGGAUUUGUUGAUGUCCGAGACGUCGCAGCACAUAUUCAAGCUCUUGAAAACUCUUCAGCCAGCGGCAGAUAUUGCAUAGUUGGAGGAGUAAUGCACCGUCCUGACAUGUCAAAGAUCUUGCACCAUCUCUAUCCCACAUUGCGCCUCCCAAAAAGAUGUGAAGACGACAAGCCUGCUGUGGUGGCUCAUCGGAUAUCUAGGGAAAAAGUAGAAGGUUUGGGUGUGAAUUUCAUACCUCUGGAGGUUAGCAUAAAAGAAACUGUUGUCAAGGAGAAAGGUUUCCUCUCUUUUGAGCUUUUUCUUCAAGGUCGGCCUAAGCGACAUCGUUGGGAGCCUUAA